Homalodisca vitripennis (glassy-winged sharpshooter) is the source of this 2416-nucleotide messenger RNA. RefSeq names its product transferrin-like. Lineage: Eukaryota; Metazoa; Arthropoda; Insecta; Hemiptera; Cicadellidae. Bases 74 to 2275 code for a protein of 733 amino acids. The transcript is spliced from 15 exons. The record is from RefSeq and is a predicted model, not a curated record. Gene Ontology annotation, cellular component: early endosome; recycling endosome; plasma membrane. Gene Ontology annotation, biological process: iron ion transport.
CCACACCUGGUGAUAAGACUUACUGAUAAAAGACUUGAAAGGUAAUCUGUGUCAGUCCUGGCGACUCUCAGGGAUGGUUAACAUGGCUACUCACCUACCUGUCGGAAUCGUGCUCCUACUGUCCGUACUCAUCGCUAACAUCAACGGAGAUAACAUCUACCGCCUGUGUGUAACGAACCGGGUGAAUGUGCUGAACCGAUGUCAGACCGUGAAGAGAGGUGAUAGCCAAGUGGAAUGUGUCCCAGUCGCGGACAGUGUCGACUGUGCCCUCAAGAUGCAGCAGGGAGAUGCUGACUUUGGAGUGUUCACUGCAGAGGAGGCUCUGCUUGCGUCUGACUUCAUUGACAAGAGUGUUCGAGUUGUAGCUGACAUCCGUCAUGUAGAGCGUUCCACAGAUCCUUAUGCGUUCGAAGCCGUGGCUGUAGUGAAGAACACGUAUGAGGGCACCCUUAACAGCUUGAAGGGCUCAAACUUCUGCCACCCUGGAUUUGCCCCUGGGGGUCUCUGGACCGACUCAGUCCUCAAGCACUUUGAAAGAUUUGUGGUCUCAACUCCUUGCGAGAAAAGUCUCUCAGUUGUGGAACAAGAGAUUAAAGCUUUGUCCCACUUCUUCAAGAGUGCGUGUCGUCCUGGUCCGUGGGUGCAAGAUGAUAUGUUCGAUAAUCGACUCAAGAUGAACUACAGUAACCUGUGUGAACUGUGUGACUCGCCCAAGACGUGUUCCUACGCGUCACAUGAGUCAGGGAGUCACCGUGCAGCUCUUACUUGCCUCACCCACCGUGGUGGUGACGUCGCGUACGUUGCUCUCCGUUACCUGCGGCAGUACUUUGGUUUGGAGUCAGGAUUCACAGCGAUGGCCGACAUGAACGAUUUCAAGAUCUUGUGUCCAGAUGGCAGCACUGAGCCUCUGGACAACCCGAGCCCUUGCGCUUGGGUCCAGCAGCCCUGGAGUGGAGUCUUGGCUAGAAGAGACAUUGCAAACACACUGCAACCCCUGCUGCUCUCUUGGCUAGUAAACCAGCCCAUAGAUCUCCCAGCCUGGCAGGAGGCCUUGUGGGAUCUCAUGAUGGAGCCUGACCAUGUCAUCAACAGCGUCAGCUCUCUACUCUCCAACUUCGUUCGCCAGAUAGGUGGGGAGACUCGACAGGCAUGCUCGGGAAGUGUGAAGUGGUGUACCGUAGAGAAGACGGAGAAGCAGAAGUGCGAAUGGCUCAAGGCGGCUGUGCAGACCCAUGGGAUACAGCCAUCGAUUGACUGUGUGGAAGCCAAGAGCAACUUUGAGUGCUGGGGACACGUGCGUGACGGCAUCGCCAACAUUGUAACUGUCGACACCGAAUAUGGCUACAUAGUCCGCAAAUCUUUCAACUUGUCACCAUUAGCGUACUUGGACAGUGGGCUAAACGCAAACUACCAGAUUCUCGCCAUCAUCAACAGUUCCGACAAGCAGAUCAAGAGCUGGCAGAACAUCAGGCAGAAGAAAGCUUGCUUCCCAGAAUUUGGAGGACUCGCCUGGAUUUCAACGGUGGCAACACUGAUUGAGAACCGCCAGCUGGCAAGGAUGUGUCCACACGCAGCAGCCAUGGGCAGUUUCUUCGGUGGAGCUUGUGCCCCAGGAGCCAAAGACAUAGAGCACACCCGUGGCUCUGGCGUCGUCCCAGCAAAACUCUGCUCAGUCUGCAGUACUCACAACAGCUCUGACUCAUGUUCCACAACCUCCAGCAGUGUGUACUAUGGUGAUUUGGGAGCCUUACGUUGCCUUGCCAAUGGCUUUGGAAACAUUGCAUUUGUGGAUUACAGGCAACUCCAAGGAAGCAAUGGAAGGCUGGCACAGGACAUAGACCCGAGCGCAUACCGUGUGCUAUGCCGCAACGGUUCUUUGGCGCAGUCCGUGGGACUGAAUGUGGACAACAACUGUGCUCUGUCAUACGGAGUUGGCUCUGAGAUUGUGGCUCGAGCAGACAGAUCUGAAACAAGGAACACGGAACUGACAGAACUGCUGCUAGAAAUGGACCAGUGGUUUGGAUCCACAUCUCCCAGCAAGAUGGACAGCGUCUUCCACAUGUAUUCAGAAUUCCAGGGCACGAAGGAUUUGCUUUUUAAGGAUGCAACUAGAGGAUUGGUCCUUCCAAAUGACGUAGGUUAUUCCUAUGUAAAUGACUACAAGAAACUUCAAGAUAUCAACAGCGUAUGUGUGAAGACAAGAAAUUCAGGAGUAGCCAUAAUCCCUUCCAUAAUUGUUUUAAUAGCAGUCUUUAUUAGUCCUUUUGUAAUUUAACCAACUGACUCAGAUGGUUCAAAUCACUGCCAUUCAACUUCUGCCUCCUUGUCAUGACCAUUUCAUUGUAUUUUGCUGAUAUAAUUAAUAAUUCUGUUCUUGUGUCUAAGUAAUUUUUGGUAAUAAAUGAGUUUUGUUAAA